This is a messenger RNA of Rhodamnia argentea, 1627 nucleotides long. Its product is annotated as phosphatidylinositol N-acetylglucosaminyltransferase subunit C. NCBI's taxonomy places the organism in Eukaryota, Viridiplantae, Streptophyta, Magnoliopsida, Myrtales, Myrtaceae. The coding region runs from base 562 to 1596 and encodes 344 amino acids. Gene Ontology annotation, biological process: GPI anchor biosynthetic process. The transcript is spliced from 3 exons. Gene Ontology annotation, cellular component: membrane; glycosylphosphatidylinositol-N-acetylglucosaminyltransferase (GPI-GnT) complex. The record is from RefSeq and is a predicted model, not a curated record.
UUUGGAUUUUCUUAGCUUCAUGGAGCUCCAUUCUGUUGUUCCAUUCGAUAUUUCAGUUGCGCGCACCAAUUGUUUGAUAAAAAUCCUAAGUUUAUGGGAAUCCUGUUUAGUGGGAACUUUGAAUUGCUCGUAGGGUAGGGUUCCCUUUCCCAUUUCGCUCCCCACGUUAUGUCGUUUUAGGAUGACGUGGCGAGCUUUUCGUCUCCUUUGGGAUUUAGUUGUGGAAGUUGAGAUAUAUUGUGGCCCAUGCGAAAUGGUUUAUAAGGUCGUUAUGAUACUAUGUUUGAUCAGUGGUUUGGUGGGUAAUUGCUUAUUCUGGAUUCAUUUAUUUGUCAGGCAAUGUUAUGGGAAGAGUUAUAAUGGAUGGACUUAGAUUGUAGUACUCAUAGUGAACUCCGUAAGAGUAUCUAGUUGCGUGAUGAAGUGCUUCUCGAUGAAUAAGUAGUGCCAUCACGAUUGACUGAUGAUUUGUGAUCGAGUUGUAGCAUGAUUAAUUGUUCAUUAUUUGCAUCCAAAUUGGGUUUCUUAAAAUAUAUGGAUGGGUAUUGAAGAUUGUACUCUAUGGCAUCUUCAGAAGCACAGAUCCUGUGGAGGUCCUGGCUUACAUCCACUGCACUUGGAACAUUAAUGGGAGGAUGCUUUGACUGUGUGGAUCAACAUCUCGUUGACAGGCUGAUACUUAAUUCGGUUGCCAUGGAUAGAGAAAACUCUUCUCCGACUAGAUCCAAAUGGAGAAAAGUGGCGUAUGGAGGGAUGCAGCUUGGAUAUGACGACAAUUACACGGACGAGUCUUUCCUUGAAGAUAUGGUCACGAAUGCCAACGUUGUCAAACGGGAUUUGCUGAAGGUGAUGCGAGACUCGGUUUCGAUUUCUCAAUACCUAUGCAUUGUUGUUCUAGUCGGUGUCGUUUGGACCUACACCCUGAACUCUAGUCUCAGUGAAAAGUCUCUCCUGCUUAUCGAUGCGAGCCUUUUGAUGUCGGGGUUCAUGAUUCUCCUGCUCACAGAAAAGAUGCUCUCACUCAAUCAGCUCCUCCAUUAUUUAGCGAAUGUUGCCUUUUUCACAUCCGGGUUGUACGUCUUGGCUCCUAUCUACAGAACUCUAACAACGUCCAUAAGUUCGGACUCCAUCUGUGCAGUAACUGUUUCACUGCUGAUCAUCCAUCUAUUCUUACACGACUACUCGCGGUGCACGGUACAUGCUCCAGGAACCUGCAAAAAUCCUACCUUGACCAGUUGCAUAUCCCUAAAUGCCUCUAUUGUGGCUUCAGUUUUCAUUGCUUCUCGCCUUCCUUCAUCCGGAAAUGUUUUUGCUAUAAUGCUGUUCUCUCUCCUCAUUUUUCUUUUUGCCCCUUUAGUCACUGAUUGCAUAAAGAAACAGUCUUUUGGUUUACAUCUCCUGUUCUCGUUAGUGUUAAUGGUAGUUAGUUUGGCUUUUGUCUAUAAAUUGCAUCGGGUGCUUUUCUUCAUGUUUCUAGUUUUGCUGGUUUUUGUUUCCAUGGUAUGCCCUUAUUGGCUUAUAAGGAUACAGGAAUACAAGUUUGAGAUCAAUGGCCCUUGGGACGAGGCUAAGCUCUGUUUUGAUGUAACCGACUGAGGCAAAAAGUGAAGUUUCUUAUUCCUUUUUA